This is a messenger RNA of Suillus clintonianus, 3579 nucleotides long. RefSeq lists its product as uncharacterized. Gene Ontology annotation, cellular component: Smc5-Smc6 complex. Gene Ontology annotation, molecular function: ATP hydrolysis activity; ATP binding. Gene Ontology annotation, biological process: double-strand break repair via homologous recombination. Bases 1 to 3579 code for a protein of 1192 amino acids. The record is from RefSeq and is a predicted model, not a curated record. The transcript is spliced from 24 exons. Lineage: Eukaryota; Fungi; Basidiomycota; Agaricomycetes; Boletales; Suillaceae.
AUGCCUCGUCGAACAAGAGCAGAACUGGUAGAGGUCGAUACAGACUCUCUCAAGGAGAACUCUGCUCUUCCGAAUGGCGUCAAGGACGAAUCCGUCAAAAAGGAGAAAGUAAAGGAUGAGAAAGGGAAAGGCAAGGCAAAGCGUGUCGAGCCUGAACCUACGGACGAAGAACUAGAUCAGACUCAGGCUGGUGACGAUGCCGAUGCCGACGCUGACGGCGAUGCUGACGGUGAUCCUGAGAACAUGGACGGAUCUCCCAGAAGCCGCAAGCGCACUCGUGUCAAUGCAGAAGGCGACUUUGUUCCCUCCACCCCGAAGAGGGAGCAAGUAGCGACUCUUCCUCGCGAUGACGAUGGCUUCAUCCCCGGCUCUAUCGUGCGCAUUCAGUUGCACAACUUCCUUACGUAUGAUUGGGUGGAGUUCCGACCCGGUCCUUACCUCAACAUGAUACUCGGACCCAACGGCACUGGUAAAAGCAGCAUUGCUUGCGCAAUUUGUCUCGGACUCAACUGGUCUCCGAGUAUUCUUGGUCGCGCAAAUGAGAUUUCUAGCUUUGUCAAGCAUGGCAAAGACAGUGGCUAUAUCGAAAUUGAACUUAAGGGUGCAAAGGGUCAAAAGAACCUCGUGAUCCGACGCAACUUGAGCGCCAAGUCCAAAGGGUCGACUCUGACUCUCAACGGGCAAUCUUGUACUGGGAAAGAGAUUACUAACCGCAUGGCGAAACUCAAUGUUCAAGUCGGAAACUUAUGUUCAUUCUUGCCUCAGGAUAAAGUCUCCGAGUUUGCGCAAAUGACUCCGCAACAGUUGCUUAGAGAGACGCAACGUGCCGCGGGGGAUGUUAAUUUGUCAAAUUGGCAUGACACAUUGAUUACCGCCGGCAAGGAGCUUAAGAACCUUCAAGAUAAAUCCAAUGAUGAGCAAGAGCGGUUGAAGACGAUGCAAGAGCGUAAUGGUCAACUUGAGCGAGACGUUCAACGUUAUCAAGAGCGCAAGCGUAUCGAGAAGGAUAUAGCUGUCUUAGAAGUGUUGAUUCCUGUUAACGAGUACCAUGAAGCUAAGGAGCGCUAUCAGAAAGCAAAAGAUCGCCAGCGGGAGUUGCAUGCCCGGGUACGGAAAUUGAAAGAUAGGAACGCACCUGCGCAUGCCAAGCUAGAGCAGCUCGCAGCUCAGCACAAGGAAUAUGAGAAAGCACGUGAGAAAAAGAAGGCUGCAUCUCGCCAGAAGUUUCAGCAGAUGAAGAGUAAAUGGACCGAGAACGACAAGCUUGAACGUGACGCCGAAGACGUUACGAACAGACUUGAUGGUCUCAAACGGGCCGAGAAGGAGCGCAUUAAGAAGAUCAAAGAAAUCCAAGGGCACAAUGAGAAAUGGCAGAAUGAGCUUGACAACCCGCCUAAACUAGAAGACGUAGAGGCCAUCAAUGCUGAGAUGAGGAAAGUCAACCGAGAGCACAACCAAACUACGACACGGAUGGAGGACUUACAGGAGCGACAAAGGAAGAAUGUUGACUCCUCAGCCUCCCAACAGGCAAAUAUCAGUGGUGCAUUUGACCAGCUGAAAAACCUUGAAGACGAGCGCCAUCGUAAACUCGAGAAAUUGCGAGGCUGGGAUCGAGAUAUGGCCGAUGCAGUUGUGUGGCUUCGUAAUCACCAGGACAAGUUCAAGAUGGAGGUGUUUGAGCCCCCCAUGAUAUGUUGCACUGUUCCGGAUCGACGCUAUACCGAUGCCAUAGAGGCAUGCUUUAAUCAGGAUCAGCUCAAAAUUCUUGUCACGCAAUGCGAAGAAGAUUAUGCUGCCCUCAAUUUUCACUUAAAUGACAGUGAGCAGGCCGGGCUCCGAAAGGGUGCGCGUAUCAACAUCUGGUUCAGGCCUAAGGUGGACCUGAGCCCUCCUCCCAUGAAUGAGGCAGAGUUGAAGGCACUUGGUUUUGAUGACUACGCAAUUAACAAGCUUGAGUGCCCCGACGGCCUUCUGUGGUUCCUCACGCGAGAAGUCAACUUACACCGCACCGCUAUUGGCUUGGACGCUUCUAAGGUUGAUGUAAAUGCUGCUAUGGAAGCUGUUUCCCGAGACGGUAGCGGGGCGAAGUUCAUCGCGGGAAGAGUGAUGAACACGGUUUCACGAUCUCGAUAUGGAAAGCGAGCAGCUGCGAACAUGACAAAGGAUCUCCGUCCAGCCCGCAAUCUUGUCAGCAGCACGAGUAAGGCUGCAGUCGACCCUGAGAUCAAGAAUAAACUCGAUCAGACUAUUCAGGAUGCAAGGCAGGCUCUUGAAGCCAUCAACGAAGAUGCGAACAACCUUGCGGCAGAGGAGCGUGAGAUUAGGGCCGAGGAAGCUCUGUUCAAGAAGACAUUUGACGCACUCGAGGCGCGCAAGAAGGUUGUCAAUAACCAGAAGAAGCAUUUGGCUACGCUCGCGGCUAAAAUCGAAACCAACAAGAACAAGCUGAGGGAUCUUGAGAACGCACCCUCCGUGGAGGAUGAACGAGCGAAGCUCAAGAAGAGGCUUUUUGAAAUAUCGAAGAAGCGCGUUAGGAUUGUGAAGGAAUACACGCAACUGAUUCGCGCUGCAAUAGCUGAUCAAGUUGAAGCAACUCGCAGUGGACUUGAAUUUCUACAGGUCGGUGCAAACAAGAACGCGCUUGAAGCCCUGUGUCAAGAGAAGGAUGAAAAGUACCAACGGGCUCUUGCCGAGUUCGAAGAAGCUGAUCAACUAUUCGUCACGACAAAGGCUGACGCGAAGAAUAAACGCGACAUCAGUCUAGAUCUUGUUCGGGGCAUGGACCAAGAAUUCCAGCAACAAUUCGCCAAGAUGGAAAUGCUUACACCCAUACAGGAUGGUUCGGUUCACGACCGGAGCGUGAAUGACCUGCGGACGGAGCUAGAUGUUCAACGCGCCAAUCUUGAUAUGAUCUCGUUAACGAACCCUGGCGUUGUGGAGCAGUAUGAGCGGCGAAAGGAUGAGAUCGAAGCCCUGACGAAAACUCUAGAAGAAAGAGAGAAGGCUACCCGCAGAGUGGAACGAGAUAUCAAGAAUGCCAGAGAUCGUUGGCAACCUGCUCUCGAACAACUGGUCGCGAGCAUCGGAAAAAAAUUCUCCGCUGCAUUUGAUCGCAUUGGUUGUGCAGGUGAAAUCCGCAUCAGCCCCCAUGACGAUUAUGACAAGUGGGCGAUCGACAUUCUCGUUAAAUUCCGUGAUAACGAGAAGUUGCAACUUCUUACGGGACAGAGGCAGUCAGGCGGCGAACGGUCACUCACCACUAUCUUAUACCUGAUGAGUUUGACUGAAGAAGCCCGAACGCCGUUCUCUCUUGUUGACGAGAUUAACCAGGGCAUGGAUCAACGCGCCGAGCGCGCGGUACACAAUUCCUUGGUCGAGGUCACAUGCAAGCCUGACAGCGCACAAUACUUCUUGAUCACCCCUAAGCUGCUUCCUGACCUAGACUAUCACGAGCGCAUGAAGAUUCUUUGUGUCAACAACGGAGAAUGGCUUCCCGAAACGCCAGGACUGGGUAAUAUGAAUCGCAUGAUAGAGACCUUUGUACAGCUGAAUCGCGAUCGUUCCUCCCGAGCUGGUUGA